Molecule: messenger RNA, 583 nt
Organism: Photinus pyralis (common eastern firefly)
Lineage: Eukaryota; Metazoa; Arthropoda; Insecta; Coleoptera; Lampyridae
Exons: 2
Coding region: 100-534 (144 amino acids)
Molecular function (GO): odorant binding
Source: RefSeq, a predicted model, not a curated record
UCAUUAGGUCACCGUUCACACGAUAACCAGCGGGUAUAAAUUUGACCCACAUAAUCCCGAAAAAAGUAAGUUUCUGGUCAACCCACACGCGCCAACGACAUGAAUGGAAAGCUGAUGAUCUGCCUCUUCCUGGCCUGCAUCUUCCAGGUGCGGUCUGGAGUAGUACCACAGGUGAACAUAGACGCCGACGAAGCGGAGGCAUGCAUGAAGGGCACGGACACUUCCAGUAUGGUCGACGAAAACGCCCACGUAAUAUAUCCAAGUGAAGUAACAACCAAGUAUUUUGAAUGCGCCCUCCAGGCGGGUCAUUACUUUACAAAAGACGGCGAGUUUGAUAGCGAAUACAUACUCGGAAAGCUGGCAAGCAACUUUAGUGCGUUGGUAGGGGAAGACGUCGAUGGCAAGAAAGCGAGACAAAUGGCAAAUGAGCUGUAUGCUCCAUGCAAUGUUCCAAAGGGCGAAAAUAACGUAGAAAAACUAGUCAACUUUAAUAAUUGCGUGGUGAUUGAACUACAGAAGAAGGCCACAGCUUAAUAAACGCUACUGUAAUUUUGUGUAUUAAAAUAAAGUCGCAUGCAAUCGA